UUGAAACAGUAGAAGAAGAAGAAGACGACAGCCUUCCAGGAAGUUAAAACCGAUAUUUAUAUAAUAUGAGAUAAUAAGAAUAUAUAAAGUUAACUUAUAAUUGUCUUUAUAAUAGUAUGGUAACCAGGUGAUUUGAGUUGCGCCUUGCUUAAGGAAAUGCCUUUGUUAAUUCAAAAUAGAGGACUUGGCCGCAUAAGCUCGACGGGGGAACUGUUCGAAAAAUAUCCACAUUUACAGGAAAAUGCAAGAACAUUUCGCUCCAAACCACUUGUGGAUGUCGACCCAAAGUGCCUCUUGUAUGUCCAACAGAGAGAGUUUGCUGCAACAACACCAGAAGACAACAGUGUUUCAGUAAUUGGAUCUGAUGAUGCCACCACCUGCCAUUUGGUUGUGCUGCGACACACUGGAAGUGGAGCUGUUUGCCUUGCUCACUGUGAUGGUUCCAGCACCAGGUCAGAAGUCCCGCUCCUUGUGAGAGCUGUCAUGUCACUAAGUAACGUCAGUAAGGAGGGCAGGCUUGAGCUGCAUCUUGUCGGGGGAUUUAAUGACGAGUCAAAAACAUCUCAUGAACUCAGCCAUAACAUACUGGCAACAUUCCAGAAACAGAAAGAGGAUAUUCAUCUGGAAACAUGUUGCAUCACAGAAAUGAAUGACAUUGUUGUUGAUGGAACUCAUAGGCCUGUAAUAUAUGGAAUUGGUGUAAAUGUUAAAACAGGAGAAGUGUUCCCUUCGUCAUUCCCUCAUAAAGGACCUGCAGAGGAGCUGCGAUCAGCAAGGACCUUCACUGGGGGACAGAUGGCUGACAUAUAUGACUCAAGUAAAGGACUUGUUAAAAUUGGCCCUUGCAAGUGGUCUCCAAAUCUGGAUAUUGCCUUCUGGUUGUCACAAAGUGAUGACACAAUUUUGAAGUACCUGUCCACCUCGCCAAUGGCUGAGCCGCCACACUUCGUCCAGCACAUGAAGUCCACCAUUCAGUUCCUUUUAGAGCACCCUAGCUCCGAUAGCCUGUUCCCCGGGGGUCAGCCACAGCUCUACCACAGGACUGAGGGGGGGGACUGGGAGAGGGCUGUCCAGUCAUAGAGCUCUUCUUCUAUCUCUCCCUCAACCUUAACAUGGAACCUGACUGCCUCUCAGCCCAAUGGACACACUGUGACUCAUCAACUCACUGUCUGUUUUUUGUUAAUUGUGUCUUAACAUGAAGGAAAGCCCCGACAGCGCCAUAUGUACAAUAUGUUGAAUGGCUCUCCUGACUCAUCUGGCUGGUCCAGCAGAGAGUAGAAGACGUUGAAGAGAUUCUGUUCAUGCCUGUUUUUUGUGAGGUGGUGUAAAGUCUGCAACUUAUACCAGCUGUUAAUUUGCAGUAAGUCGAGGUCAAUGUCCUACUGUUUUGAAUUUCGAAGGAAAUAAUUAACAUUGUUGUCUUAUGUCCAGUUAAAGGACCAUGCUUAUCGUUUUGUUUUUUGGCCUAGAAACUGUUGCAUUUCCUACCAUGCAUGCAUAUAUUUUUCAGUUUAUACUAGUACAGUUCCUCAACUUGCAGAAUUCAAACUUCAUUUAAUUGCCUAAGGUGUAUUUGUCAGCUAGUUAAUGUUGUCAGUUACUGCGUCGCAAGGAAGUCAGACUUUGCUUAUCUCAAGCAAGUUUUAAAUGUAUGCACAAUUUGUAAAUAAUUGGCUUAAAAUGUUAAACCAUGUGACCUUAAAUGUAGAGUCUAACCCACUGUUAAGUAAUAAUAACAGGUGGGGAACUUGCUGCAAAAGCAAAGAGAAGAAUAUAAUUAUUUGACACUUUCUUUAAAGCAGGAAAGAGAAUACUAAUUGCUAUGCCCUGCAUUGUUGAAGUUUUUUUUUUUUUUAAAUGCACCUUCCUGACGAGAGUGGAAUAUGAUAUUUCAUCUCUUACUCUGCAUACUGCUGUAUACCUGGCUAUGUUUUAGAAAACUGCAUGUGUAAAUGUGUAUAGUAAUCUUGUGCAAGGGAUGCUGUGAAUUCUUGUUCAAUGCAACAAAAUAUGAUUUUAUUAGUUGUUGUUGUUUAACUGUUAAACAACAACCCCAUAUACUGUAAAAAGGCCUUUUCAUCAGUUGAGUUAUUCAAAAGGUUGCGAGGUGCUUAAAGCACUGCGGUGCAACUUGUUUCUGUAACAUACUGUACUGUGUUGCUAAAUAAAUGUAAAUGGUCAAAUCUA
Micropterus salmoides (largemouth bass) is the source of this 2187-nucleotide messenger RNA. RefSeq names its product N-terminal asparagine amidase (gene ntan1). The record is from RefSeq and is a predicted model, not a curated record. Gene Ontology annotation, molecular function: protein-N-terminal asparagine amidohydrolase activity. Gene Ontology annotation, biological process: ubiquitin-dependent protein catabolic process. Gene Ontology annotation, cellular component: nucleus. The transcript is spliced from 10 exons. Bases 157 to 1080 code for a protein of 307 amino acids. NCBI's taxonomy places the organism in Eukaryota, Metazoa, Chordata, Actinopteri, Centrarchiformes, Centrarchidae.